Naegleria lovaniensis is the source of this 1557-nucleotide messenger RNA. RefSeq lists its product as uncharacterized. The transcript has a single exon. The record is from RefSeq and is a predicted model, not a curated record. Bases 1 to 1557 code for a protein of 518 amino acids. Lineage: Eukaryota; Heterolobosea; Eutetramitea; Acrasida; Naegleriidae.
AUGGUGUUGACAGGUACCCGAUUAUUCCUAAAAUCUACCACAACCACAACAACAAAAAGAAUCAUCUCUCACCUCUCAUCAUGUAUUCAUCCAUUCAUCUCAUUUCAACAAGUCCGAUCCUUUUCAUCCCAUUUUCCUAUUGUGAAGAAACUCUCCAAUCAUUAUGAUCCUUCUAAUCACCAUGAUCAUCCUUCCAAUCCUUCCUCAUUACUGUUCUCAGUACCCUUCUCCUCUCUUACUCAUUCUCAUCCCUCUUCUCUCAUUUCUUUUAAAAAUAAUAUCAAACACAUGAAAGGAAUGAAUAUAUGUGCAAAAGAACAUGAAUCAUCUAUUUUUGAAAAGAUGCAAGUCGUAAAGGGUAAUGCUACUACUAUUACUACGACGACUGCUAGUACUACUACUCCUACUACAACUCCUACUACUACAACUGCUAGCACUUGUACAACUCCCACUACUGACUCAUCUCUCAAUCAACACCAUGCCUUAGUAUAUCCUUUUCAAUACAUGGACACCAAUAAUGGUUCUAUCACGACGACUACUCGUAAAAAAAUUACAGUUUGCAUUUUAGGAUGGUUAGGAGCUGAUUGGAAACAUUUUGAUAAAUUUGUUCAUUGGUAUGAUUAUUGUAAUAUUGAAACAUUGAGUACCAUUCCACCCAUUUUAAGUACAAUAUCACCAAAUCAUACACGACAAGUAUGUGAUGAAUUUAUCAAACAAAUGGAAGAAAAGAUUGAUUGUACAACUGAUACUACUUGUAUUGUAUUUCAUGUAUUGAGUGGAAAUGGAAUUCACAUGUUCUCUCGAUUAUUGGAAAAUGAAAAAUUUGUGACAAAAUUUUUACCUCAUGUCAAAGGUCUCAUUAUAGAUUCAGCACCACCCUUAUUUAACUAUCGUAGAUUUACUGAGGGAUUUGUAGGUGCUAUUAAAACAAGUGUUUUGAAAUCUAACCAUAGAACUAGUAGUAGUAGUAGUCAUGGUCAUGGUCAUAAAACUAGUCAUGGUCAUAAAACUAGUCAUGGUAGUAAUCAUCAUUCGAGUGGUACACAUCAUUCGAGUGGUAGUAAUAGCAAUCAACAACAACAUGACAACAAAUCAUUAACACCCUCUGAACGCUAUGAACAAAGUAGAUCCUUUUACAAACAUUGGUUGUUAACUCCAAUUGUUGAAACUACAUUCAAAUUCUUUUUUAAUUAUUUAAAUUAUUCAGAGAAAUUUGAGAAAUUGGAAGAAAUUCUUGUAAGACACACAAAACCCAUUCCAAAACUAUUUAUUUACAGUCAUGGAGAUGUACUUGUUCCUCACAGUGAUAUUGAUUAUUAUAUUUCUAAACAUUUCAUUCAAGAGAGAUUGGAACAAGUGACAACAGUCCAUGCUCAGAAUAUGAACAAUCAAACAUUUGAAUGGAUGAAUGAAAGUAAUGAUGAUCCAUUGUUGUUACUCGAUGAAUUAGUCUUUGAUGAUUCUGAUCACGUUUAUCAUUUUAAAAAGUAUCCAAACAUUUAUAGUGCGAGAGUGUUGAAAUUUAUUAGCAAGUCUUGUCGAGUUAAGAAUCCAUGA